GCUUGCAGUUCGCGUGGUCACAUAAUAGCAAGCAGUAUUUUUAUUCACAUUCACACUUUAGUAGCGUGUUGUACGUUUAAAAGGAACGACGUAUGUUACCACCUUUCACAUUCAAAUAAAUUAAAGAAAGUUUUAACUACAAACGCUGUGAAUAAAUGAUUGGGAGAGUUAUUCCGUUUGUUAAGUUUAGUAAAAUAUUUUAAACAGAGGAAUACAUUAAGAUGGUGGUUAUCGACAAAUUAUUAUACUUAUUAACAAGUUUCUUGGUUGUGUCUAGCAGUCCAUAUAAGAAAUACAACCAAAAUUUAACACAAAUAGGUUUAAAAAUACGACCUGUAAAGGAAACAGUUGAAUCCAACAUAAUAUCCGAAAGUCAAGUGAAAUACUACAAUUCACAGGAAAAUCAGGAUAACACAACGAUAAGAAGAGCUGAACAGGACAAAUUUUUACAUUACAUAUGGAAUUUAAUGGAAAUGGUAGGAAAUAACUUAUCUCCAAGGCCGUCAAAUCCACAUUUAUUUACUACGUUAAAAAUUAUGUUAAUACCAAAAAAUCCUUCCGGAUCGGGAAUAAGCACCACAAAUAAACGUCCAUAUGUGGUUCCAAACCCAGAAAGAACACCCUCCACCACAAAAGCAGUAUACACGACCUUAAUACCAGUAUCCACAACUUCGAUACCAGUAUCUACGACCUCAAAACCAGUAUCUACGACCUCAAAACCAGUAUCUACGACAGCAAAAUCAGUAUCUACGACCACGGAAAGAAUAUUCACAACCCCACAAGUAAUAUCUACCACCGAACAAUAUUACGACGAUGAAGACACUGGCAGACCAGUAAAGUUUAAAGAUACAAGACUAUUUGAUUUAGAAAAUAUGCAUAAAUUUUCGAGAAAAAUGCCAGAAGUCGAACAUGGCAGUAUCCAAUAUACAAUAUAAGACGGAGUCGCGGGCAAAAGCUAUUUCGAUGGUAAAUAAAUGGAUAUGGACAAUUGGGCGACCACUAGUUAAUUUACAAAUUUGCAUUCAAAGCUGAGCGUGUAUCCAAUUCGGUCAGCAUCAUAAUGCUUAUUAUAAUCUUUUAUUUAAUUACACUUUUUUUUCCUACUUAAA
Molecule: messenger RNA, 1109 nt
Organism: Papilio polytes (common Mormon)
Lineage: Eukaryota; Metazoa; Arthropoda; Insecta; Lepidoptera; Papilionidae
Product: chondroitin proteoglycan 1-like
Exons: 3
Coding region: 222-935 (237 amino acids)
Source: RefSeq, a predicted model, not a curated record